Molecule: messenger RNA, 781 nt
Organism: Glycine soja
Lineage: Eukaryota; Viridiplantae; Streptophyta; Magnoliopsida; Fabales; Fabaceae
Product: cell wall / vacuolar inhibitor of fructosidase 1-like
Exons: 1
Coding region: 22-597 (191 amino acids)
Biological process (GO): negative regulation of catalytic activity
Molecular function (GO): enzyme inhibitor activity
Source: RefSeq, a predicted model, not a curated record
AUAAAAAGGCCUAGCUGUGGAAUGAGGCUACUACCAUCAUCACUAAUCUCUCUUUCAACAAUGACAAACUUGAAGCCUCUAAUUCUCUUAGCCAUUAUUGUUAUGAUUUCAAUACCAUCAAGCCACUGCAGAACCUUGCUUCCAGAAAAUGAAAAGCUGAUAGAGAACACUUGCAGGAAGACCCCCAACUACAACGUUUGCCUUGAGUCUCUGAAGGCAAGCCCUGGGAGCUCCAGUGCUGACGUCACAGGGCUAGCUCAAAUCAUGGUGAAAGAGAUGAAGGCAAAAGCAAACUAUGCAUUGAAGAGAAUCCAGGAGCUGCAGAGGGUGGGAGCAGGGCCUAAUAAGCAAAGAAGAGCCUUGAGUUCUUGUGCUGAUAAAUACAAAACGGUUUUAAUUGCUGAUGUUCCACAAGCCACUGAGGCUCUGCAGAAAGGGGACCCCAAGUUUGCUGAAGAUGGGGCUAAUGAUGCUGCUAAUGAGGCUACCUUUUGUGAGGCUGAUUUCUCUGCUGGGAAUUCCCCACUCACCAAACAGAACAAUGCUAUGCAUGAUGUUGCUGCUGUUACUGCCGCUAUUGUUAGAUUGUUGCUCUAAUAAUUCUAGUUGCUGAAACCUAUAUAUAUGCUUAAUUGUAUUAACUAAAUAUAGAUUAUAGAUGUCUCUGCAUCAUGCUGACUUGGUGCCUGUUAACUGUAAUGUGAAAAUACUAUCUUUUUUAUAAAAUGUUGUUAUAUGUAAUAAAAUCCAACCCUCUCGUGAUUCUCACGAGUUUCCCAGA